Messenger RNA from Pyricularia oryzae 70-15, 180 nucleotides. RefSeq lists its product as uncharacterized. The transcript has 2 exons. Lineage: Eukaryota; Fungi; Ascomycota; Sordariomycetes; Magnaporthales; Pyriculariaceae. The record is from RefSeq and is a predicted model, not a curated record.
UUGACGACCACCCAAUUUACGUGGUAUUGGCGUGCAACCGGCUCCUCCUAUUUCAGAGUGGAAAUGAAGCAAAGGGGCGGAAGCCCUGCAUGUCACCCACCCCUGGGCGGCCCCAGGAGCCAAGUCUUGAAGCGAGGUGGUAGGGCUCCGCUAUAUUACCCAGCAAGAGAUGAAGCCUAG